Molecule: messenger RNA, 2790 nt
Organism: Cynocephalus volans (Philippine flying lemur)
Lineage: Eukaryota; Metazoa; Chordata; Mammalia; Dermoptera; Cynocephalidae
Gene: MARS2
Product: methionyl-tRNA synthetase 2, mitochondrial
Exons: 1
Coding region: 26-1807 (593 amino acids)
Biological process (GO): methionyl-tRNA aminoacylation
Molecular function (GO): methionine-tRNA ligase activity; ATP binding
Source: RefSeq, a predicted model, not a curated record
CUCUACCACUUGGCCGGCUGGCGUCAUGCUGCGUAUUUCUGUCCUCCGGCUGCUAGGACGCAGUGGGGCUAGUAGGGUCUCUCUCCUGCAGGACUCUGGCCCACGCCACUACGGUUCGAGCUCUCUCGGUGCCCGCGACGAUGCUCGCGAAGCGCGAGCCUACUUCACCACACCCAUUUUCUACGUGAACGCGGCGCCGCACAUCGGGCACCUGUACUCGGCGCUGCUGGCGGACGCCCUGUGCCGCUACCGUCGCCUCCGGCUUCCCAGCGCCGCCGCCACGCGAUUCUCCACUGGGACCGACGAGCACGGCCUGAAGAUUCAGCAGGCAGCAGCCUCUGCGGGCGUGGCCCCAACCGAGCUGUGUGACCGAGUUUCUGCUCAGUUCCAGCAGCUUUUCCGGGAGGCUGGCAUCUCCUCCACCGACUUCAUCCGCACCACGGAGGCUCGGCACCGGGUGGCUGUACAGCACUUCUGGGGGGUGCUGGAGGACCGGGGUCUGCUUUACAAGGGACUCUAUGAAGGUUGGUAUUGCGCUUCCGAUGAGUGCUUCCUGCCUGAGGCCAAGGUCAUCCAGCAGCUGGGCCCGUCGGGGGAUUUGUGUCCUGUAUCUCUGGAGAGCGGGCAUCCAGUCUCUUGGACCAAGGAAGAAAACUACAUUUUCAGGCUUUCCCAGUUCCGGGAACCGCUCCAGCGGUGGCUGCGGGGCGACCCACAGGCAAUCACCCCUGAGCCAUUUCAUCACGCAGUUCUUCAGUGGCUGGAGGAGGAGCUGCCCGACCUAUCCGUGUCUCGCAGGAGUAGCCACUUACACUGGGGAAUCCCGGUGCCUGGGGACGACUCACAGACCAUCUACGUAUGGCUAGAUGCCUUGGUCAACUACCUCACUGUAAUUGGCUACCCAAAUGCUGAGUUCGAAUCUUGGUGGCCGGUCACCUCUCAUAUCAUAGGUAAGGACAUUCUCAAGUUCCAUGCCAUCUAUUGGCCUGCCCUUCUCUUAGGGGCCGGCAUGAGCCCGCCACAUCGCAUCUAUGUCCACUCCCAUUGGACGGUCUGUGGCCAAAAGAUGUCCAAGAGCUUGGGCAACGUGGUGGAUCCCAAGACUUGCCUUGACCGCUAUACUGUGGAUGGCUUCCGUUACUUUCUCCUUCGUCAGGGCGUCCCCAACUGGGAUUGUGACUACUACGAUGAAAAGGUGGUUAGGUUGCUGGACUCCGAGCUGGCAGAUGCCUUGGGAGGUCUCUUGAACCGAUGCACUGCCAACAGAAUAAAUCCUUCUGGGACAUACCCAGUCUUCUGCACCACCUGCUUUCCCAGGGAUCCAGGGUUGAUGGGGCCAUCAAUUCGUGCUCAGACAGAGGACUAUGCUCUGGUGAGCGCUGUGGCUACUUUGCCCACACAGGUAGCAGACCACUAUGAUAACUUUCAGAUCUAUAAGGCUCUGGAGGCAGUGUCUAGCUGUGUCCGGCAAACUAACGGUUUUCUCCAAAGGCAUGCACCGUGGAAGUUGAACUGGGAGAGCCCAGUGGAUGCUCCCUGGCUGGGUACUGUGCUUCAUGUGGCCUUGGAAUGCUUGCGGGUCUUUGGAACUUUACUCCAGCCUGUCACCCCAAGCCUAGCUGACAAGCUGCUCUCCAGACUGGGGGUCUCUGCCACAGAGAGGGGCCUUGGACAGCUCUAUUUCUUGCCUCGAUUCUAUGGACGUCCAUGCCCUUUUGAAGGGAGGAGGCUGGGACCUGAAACUGGACUUUUGUUUCCAAGACUGGACCAGUCCAGGGCUUGGCUGGUAAAAGCCCAUAGGACCUAGAAACUGAGUUAUUGGCUAUUUUAUUUUAUGUUAUUUUUAUUUUUCAUUUUCAGUAAAGUUAUAAGAGUACAAGGGUUUUCUAAAGUGUUGCACCAAAUGAGCAAACAAUCUUUGUCACUGUGAAAAGAGAUUUGCAGCCUUUUAGGUGCCUACCCAUCCCACUUCUUCAUUUACCUGUGCCCAUUAACCACUGUCUUUUACUCACCAGUGUGUCUGAGAUGUCUCGAAGAGAAGGAUUGGUAAGAGACAAUGUUGCUGAUAAUACUGUUCCUUUUCAUUGUGCCUCCUUCCAAACCACAGUUGUGUUAUUUGUCCAAACUACCUCUCAUGACUUGUUUUUCAUCAGGAUAUUUCUUGGGCUUAGUGCAGUGACUCCUUUUAUUGAGAGUUGGGGUUAGAGGUCCUCUACCUCAGCUUUUACAGGGUAGCCCAAUUUGGUGAUACAUGUUGGGUCUCCUGUUAAAAAGAUAUUCUAUUAAAGCUAUAAAAACCAGUGUCCUGUACCAGAUAAUUUUUGCCCAUGUUCAUCCCCAUUCUUUAAAUUCCUACAGCUAGGACUCCCUACUUUGUUAGUUAAAAUAGUUCAACAGUUGUGUUUUGUAAUAUUACACUUUAACCAGUAGAUGGCUCUAGUCCCACACAUUUAAUUAAGAUUGAAGUUUCAGAAUAUUUAAAAUAAAUUAGUUUUCUGCUUUCUAAUUUUGCAAAUCUUUCAAUUUUUAUUGCUUUUCUUAAAAUAAGGAAUGACUGUUUGCAACCACUGCUCUUUUAACAGAAAGCAAUAAAAAACUCAGAAUCCUCAGUUUUUUCCAGACUACUGAUAAGUGACACUCUAUUAAAUGUUUAGUAAGCUAAUAAGUAAAUGUAUCAAGUUAUUUAUAUGAUAAAUUAUAAAGCUCUCUUGAGAUAUUUGGUAUGUUGAAAGUUUUAAACUUUAAUAACAUUAGGGUACAGGUAUGAUUAGAAAUCUGUAAAUAGUUUAA